Molecule: messenger RNA, 3427 nt
Organism: Perognathus longimembris pacificus (Pacific pocket mouse)
Lineage: Eukaryota; Metazoa; Chordata; Mammalia; Rodentia; Heteromyidae
Gene: Maml3
Product: mastermind like transcriptional coactivator 3
Biological process (GO): Notch signaling pathway; positive regulation of transcription of Notch receptor target
Cellular component (GO): nuclear speck; nucleoplasm
Molecular function (GO): transcription coactivator activity
Source: RefSeq, a predicted model, not a curated record
CCGCGUUCCACUUAAACUAUUUUAAUCCUUGGACCCAAGGAGGAGGCUGAUAGGGGGGGAAGAGUAGGUGCGGGGGGGGGGGGGUGUGCGGAUAAAAAAAGUUCUUCCAGAAUAGUGUGCCCGGGGAGGGCAGGAUGGGGGACUUCGCGGCCCCCGCCGCCCCCGCCGCCCCCCCCGCGGCGAAUGGCAGUAGUAUCUGCCUGAACAGCAGCAGCGGCGGCGGCGGCGGCAGCCUGGGCGGCCUCGGCGGGGCGGCGAUCGGCGGGGCCGGGGUCGGCGCGGGGGCUCCCGGCGGCGGGGCCCCGGCGGGGGGCGUCCCCAAGCACAGCACGGUGGUCGAGCGGCUCCGCCAGCGCAUCGAGGGCUGCCGGCGGCACCACGUCAACUGCGAGAACAGGUACCAGCAGGCUCAGGUGGAGCAGCUGGAGCUGGAGCGCCGGGACACCGUCAGCCUCUACCAGCGCACCCUGGAGCAGCGGGCCAAGAAGCCGGGCGCCGCCAAGCAGCAGCACCCGCAGCCGCACCCGCAGCAGCACCCCAACAAACCCCAGCAAGAUGCGGAGGCCGGCUCGGCCGAGCAGAGGAACCACACUCUGAUCAUGCUACAAGAGACGGUGAAGAGGAAGUUGGAAGGCGCUCGCUCACCUCUCAACGGAGACCAGCAGAAUGGAACUUGCGAUGGGAGUUUUUCUCCAACGAGCAAGCGAGUCCGGAAGGACCUCCCCGCGGGGAUGGACGCCCUUCACAGCCUCCCCAACAACAGCGUGCCUCUGCCUUCGGCUUCCCCCCUGCACCAGCUGGACCUGAAGCCUCCUUUGCCCUUGCAGAACAGCGGGACCCACGCCCAGGGGCUCCUGGAAGAUCUGAGCAAGAAUGGCAGGCUCCCCGAGAUCAAGCUCCCCGUCAACGGCUGCGGCGACCUGGAGAACAGCUUCGGCCUCAAGCAGGAGCCGCUGGACGACGCCGGCUGCCUGGACCCGUCGGAGACGUCGCUGUCCAACCAGAACAAGCUGUUCUCCGACAUCAACCUCAACGACCAGGAGUGGCAGGAGCUGAUCGACGAGCUGGCCAACACCGUCCCCGAGGACGACAUCCAGGACUUGUUCAACGAGGACUUCGAGGAGAAGAAGGAGCCGGAGUUCGCGCCGGCGGCGGCGGCCGCGGAGACCCCGCCGUCGCAGGAGAGCGUGAGCGUCCCGGGCGACCCCUCGCCCUCGCCCUUCCCGCACGUGUCCGCGGGGUCGCCGCAGGCCCGGCCCGCGUCCUCCGGCCCCCCCUUCGCCGCCGUCUCCGCGGCCGCCUCCCACGCCGCCGGCUCGCCCGCCCACCGCGCGGCCCGCUCCCCCCAGACGCCGAGCCCGGCCCACGCCCCCGGCCAGGCCCCGUAUCUCCUGAACCCCGCCGCCGCGGUGGCACCCGGGCCCGGCUCCGACAUGUCCCCCGCCGAGCAGCUCAAGCAGAUGGCCGCCCAGCAGCAGCACCGGGCCAAGCUGAUGCAGCACAAGCCGCCGCCGCACUCGGGCCGGGCCUCCGGCUGGUCCCCCCUCGGGCCGCCCUCCGGCCCCUACGGAGCCGCGUUCACCCCGGACACACCCAACAGCCCCAUGGUGUACCCCCAAGCCUUCAACAGCCAGAACCCCAUCGUGCCGCCGAUGGCAAACAACCUGCAGAAGACGCCCGUGAACAACUACCUCCCUCCCAACCCCAUGGCCGCGCUCGGCCCGCCGCCCAAUAACCUGGGCCCCGGCUCCUUGAACAAGCCGCACAGCCUGCUCUCGUACGGCAACACGAAACCCCUGACUCACUUCAACGCCGACCUGAGCCAGAGAAUGACGCCCCCCAUGGCCAACCCCAGCAAGAACCCCCUGAUGCCCUACAUCCAGCAGCCGCCGCCCCCCCAGCAGUCCCCGCAGCCGCCGCCGCCGCUCCAGGCCCCCCGGGCCCACCUGAGCGAGGACCAGAAGCGCAUGCUCCUCCUGAAGCAGAAGGGGGCGAUGGGCCAGCCCCUGGCCUACGCCGCGCUCCCCUCCCACGGCCAGGAGCAGCACCCCGUCGGGCUCCCGCGGGCCGCGGGCCCCGUGCCCCCCUCGGCACCCCCGGGCUCCGGCGGCGGCGGCGGCAUGGUCUCCGGAGGCAGCCCCGUGGGCCCGGGCUUCCUGGGCAGCCAGCCGCAGGCCGCCCUCAUGAAGCAGAUGCUCCUGGAGCAGCGGACUCAGCUGAUGGAGCAGCAGAAGCAGCAGUUCCUGCGGGAGCAGCGGCAGCAGCAGCAGCAGCAGCAGCUUCUGGCCGAGCAGCAGCUGCACCAGACGCACCUCCCCCGGCAGCACGCCCAGCAGCCGCCGCCACCGCCGCAGCGGAGCCCGUACCCCAUGCAGCAGGUCGGCCAGUUUCAAGGUUCGGCGCAGGACAUGGCGGCCGCCAGGAGCCAGGCGGCGCUGCAGAGCAUGCGGACGUCCCGGAUGAUGGCGCAGAACGCGGGCCUGAUGGCCAUGGGGCCCUCCCAGAGCCCGGGGACCAUGGGCGCCGCCGCCGCCCAGUCGGAGAUGGGGCUGGCCCCUUACAGCGCCCCGGCGGCCGGCCAGCCGGGCCUGUACGCCAUGGGCCCCGGCCUGACGCAGAUGCUGCAGCACCCGAGCGCGGGCGCCCUGAGCGCCCCCCACGGCCCGGCCCCGGCGCCCCGGCCGCCCGCCUCGGGCCCGGGGGUGGGCGUGGUGGGCGGCUUUGCGCAGAGCAUGCUGGUCGGCGCCCAGCACCCCCCCGUGAAGGGCGCGGGGGGCCAGGCCCCGGCCCGGCCCCAGGGCGCCCCCCGGCUGCAGACGGUCCCGGGGACGGCCCAGCAGGGGGCCCCGGGCUGGCAGCCGAGGGGGCUGUCGGGGCUGCCCGGCCGGGCCGGGGCCGAGCUGGCGCCGUUCGCCAACGGCCCGGGCUACGCGCUGCAGGCCGGCCCGCCCCGACUCGCCGCCAAGCCGCCCUUCCCGGGCCCGGACGCCGGCCCCGCGGCGGGGAGAGCCCUCCACCCGGCCGCCCUGGCGCGCCCGCUGCGCCCCCCGCUGCCCGGGCCGCAGGGCGCCCCCGCGCAGGCGCGGCCCGGGGCCCUGGCGGGCCUGAGCGCGGGCGUCGCGGGGCUGCCGGCCUUCGGCCCGCCCUCCGCGCAGCCGCAGGGCCCGGCGGGCGGCGGCGGCGGCGGCUACGCGGGCAGCGGGCAGAGCCCGGCCUACGAGCGCCCCCCGCAGGACGCGCCCUACGGCUACGGCGAGGGCGCCGCGCCCGCCUUCCCCGGCCUCCCCGACGGCGCCGCCGACCUGGUGGACUCCCUCGCCAAGGGCGCGCCGCCGCCGGGCGACGAGUGGAUGCAGGAGCUCGACGAGCUGUUCGGGAACCCCUAGUCCCGGCCGCGCGGACGGCCGCGCACGCGCAGGAGGAGAAG